CGAAAAGAAGGGUGGUGGUGCCACAGGCUAAGCGGGUGGAAGUGCCGUCAUUCUGUUUUGAAGACAUUGAACCAGAUAAAGAAGUAGAUUCGGUUUUUCUUCUGGGCAAGAAGAAGAAGUAGAUUGAGUCUAGAAGAAACGUAAUGCGGGAAAGCGAUAUAGAUUAAAGAUGGGUUCUUUUGCUCUUCGCAUAAACGCUCUGUCUCGGAUGCGGAACUUGCUCUUCCUUCCUCACACCUUGAACCUUAGCGUUUGACGUAUGACCAUGAGCUCGAACAAUGAAGAAGAGAAAAUUGUUCCUUAAUCAGGUCAAUUGCUCUACAUAUAGGUUGUUUUUUGGAAAGAUGAAAGUGGGACCUGACUCCUGAGAAUUUCCAAGAUUGUAGAUGCUUCUUCACAUUUCUGUAUAGUGACUGAAGCUGAUCAGUCGCUAAAAUAUAGAUCUUAUUUAUGAUUUUAUCUGUAAUUAAAAUUUAAAUUCUUCUUUGAAAGUAUUAUCCAUCAUCUCCAAAGAGCUUAAAUGCUAUAAGAUGGACCCUAGAUAUGAUGGCAUCCAGCCUUCAUCUCAGUCAGUAAUGCAGGACGAUCUGGAUGGCAUGCAUACCAGUAGGGGAUCAUAUGCCCCUAAUACAUCUGAAGUUAAACCUGUACUUAAUUAUUCCAUACAGACUGGUGAGGAGUUUGCACUUGAAUUUAUGCGAGAUAGGGUGAAUUUUAGGAAGCCUGUAAUUUCCAAUGUUGGUGAUCCCAAUUCUACAACAGGUCAUAUUAGUCACGCAGGAUGUGAAAGUGGAUCAGAUAUUUCUAUGCAUGAAAUGGUUGGCAGGGAUCCAAAAGGGUAUGAUGGAAAGGAUGCAUUGUUACAUGGAGGCAGAUGCAAUUAUGGGUCAAUUCAAUCAAUGCCAAGAGCUUCAUGUAAUCGGGAAAAUGGUCGAAUUUUGCAUGGGCAUGCCUCUUGUGGAAGUUCUGAUAGCUCAUCAAUGACAAUGAAAGUCCUUUGCAGCUUUGGUGGUAGAAUAUUACCACGACCUGGUGAUGGGAAAUUAAGGUAUGUUGGAGGUGAAACACGCAUUAUCCGAAUAAGAAAGGAUAUAUUUUGGCAGGAGCUUAUGCAGAAAUCUUUGUUAAUAUAUAAUCAAACUCAUGUAAUUAAGUAUCAGCUUCCUGGAGAAGAUCUUGAUGCUUUAGUCUCUGUGUCAUCUGAUGAAGAUUUGCAGAAUAUGAUGGAGGAAUGUAAUCAUCCACAAGGUAGAGAAGGAUCACAAAAGCUUAGAAUUUUUUUAUUCUCAAUGAAUGAUUUGGAUGAUGCACAAUUUGGUCUCAGUAGUGUGGGUGAUGAUUCUGAGGUCCAGUUUGUUGUUGCUGUUAAUGGCAUGGACUUUGGUUCAAGAAACAACUCAAUUCUUCUUGGUGCGAGUUCUUCAGCAAAUGAUGUACAAGAACUGGUCAGGCAAAAUACUGAGAGGGAAGUUAAGAAAGUUCCUGUAGAAUCUAUGGGUGCCAGCAACGGUCCAUUGAUUGGGAAUUAUGACUCACCAUCAACUAUUCAGCCUUCAGAAUCAAUACCCCCAACUUCCUCAAAUGCUCAUGAAACCUAUCCUCCCUACAGAGACCAGAUGAUGCACCUUGGGGAGGCUUUUAGUCAAUAUCCUAUUCACCAUGGCCUUAAUCCUUCUCAAAACUUUACUCUCGUAGAGACUUCCAAUGCUAUGCUUUCUCAUGGGAUGAUAAAUCAACAAGGGAAUUUGAAUGAAGGUUCUUCUCCUAACGUAUUGCAAGUACUGAAUUCAGAAAUACCAGCAAUGCUGGUGAAAAAAUUGGGUGAUAGUUCAGUUCCACAAGGAAGUAACUCUGCAAAAGUUUUAUCCUCGGAAACACCAUCCCAUGUUCCCAUGCAACCAAAAGAUGAUUUCUUGAGAAGCAAUGUAAACAAAGCAACGGUUGCAGUCAACAUGCCUGAGUGGAAUCUGCCCACAUUGCUAUCAAUGAAAAAGGAGCAGCACCAGGAGCAUAAAGAGGCCCCUUCCACAUCUGGCAGUGCAUUUGGUGCUGGUAAUGUUGAUUCUCAAUCCAAUGGGAUGAUUGAUUUAAGUUGUCUUCACCCUCCUCCGAUGCCUAAAAGAGUUUACUAUUCUUAUUCUGAAAGAACUCCCAGGGAGCAAGUAGAAUUGCUGAAUCGAUCUGCUAAGUCAGAUGACACUUAUGAUUCUCAGUUUCCUGUGUCAAUUUUACUUUCUGACAUCAACUCACAGUAUUCAGUCACAGAAUCUGGUGACAACUUGCCUGAUGGAAAUCAGUAUAAUUUAACGGAGGAUUCAAGUGCCACACCAAAACCCUUGUAUGUGGAUGGCAAUGUCAUUGUUAAUGGGCUUAACGAACUACAGAUGCACAAACUGUUGCCUGAGAUGAGCAGUCAUAUGAAGUCAAAACUCUCAGAACUUGUGGAUGUGGAGUUGAAGCAGGUAUUACCAAACAAUGAAGGAAGUAAAGUGAUGGUAAAUGAGGAUCAGGUUAUUAUGUCCGAGACUGAUAGUUACUUUGAAGAUAACCACAGCAAACCUCUGGUUGAAGAGAACAAAAACUCUAAAUCAGAUUUUCCUGCUUUGGAUCAGGUUCCCAAUUUUAAGAACAAUGAUGGACUAACAUCUCAUCUUCCAGGGAUUAAUUGGGGUCAUAGUUCAGGGAAAGAAUUGAAUAAUGAUUCUGUGGUGCAAGAACUACCUGUUUCUUUGACCGGGAACAUGAGUGAAGACAUUUCUCAAGGUUUUUCAUCAAAUGCUCUUCCCAAACAAGCACAGGCUGACAUUCUUAUUGAUAUUGAUGAUCGAUUUCCUCGUGAAUUGCUUUCUGAUAUGUAUACUAAAGCAGUACUUGCGGAGGACCCAUCCAGUCUACAUCCACUGAGUAGUAUUGGAGUGGGUAUAAGCAUAAACAUGGAAAACCAUGAACCUAAGUCAUGGUCAUAUUUUGGGAAGUUGGCACAAGAGCUAGAUAACAGCUCUCUUAUUGACCAGGAUCCUCUUGGUUUUUCACCUGAAUCUGGAAAUGUAGGUGGUGAUAAAACUCACCUUGUCACACCUCUAACAGCUGAUGAAGCAUCUAUAGACCAUGCAGAUUUGCAUCUCAAUUUUGAUGGAGAAAGUCAAAAGGGUUUUCAUGGAAUGAUUGGAACAGAACCCACUUUUCUGCGGUCUAAUUAUGAUCAUUCCCAUGUGAAGGAGACAGAAAGUAUGCAGUUUGAUGCUACAGUGAACUCAAGAGCUCAAGAGUCAGACUAUGAGGAUGGGAAGUUUGAAACAAGAAAUAGCGAUCUACCUUCACUUGAUCGUUCUCUGGGAGGUUUUGAUAUUAGUACCUUACACUUACAGGUCAUAAAUAAUGAAGAUCUUGAAGAACUGAAGGAAUUGGGUUCUGGAACCUUUGGAACUGUGUAUCAUGGAAAAUGGCGAGGAACCGAUGUUGCCAUUAAAAGAAUAAAGAAAAUCUGUUUCACUGGUAGAUCAUCUGAGCAAGAGAGACUGACUGUAGAAUUCUGGCGGGAAGCUGACAUUCUUUCCAAGCUUCAUCAUCCAAAUGUUCUGGCAUUUUAUGGUGUAGUCCAGGAUGGACCAGGAGGAACGAUGGCUACUGUGACAGAGUACAUGGUAGAUGGUUCUCUUAGACAUGUAUUACUUCGCAAGGAUAGGUAUCUAGAUCGUCGCAAGAGGCUUAUAAUUGCCAUGGAUGCAGCUUUUGGUAUGGAGUAUUUGCACUCAAAAAAUAUUGUGCAUUUUGACUUGAAAUGUGACAAUUUGCUUGUGAACUUGAAAGACCCUGUGAGGCCAAUAUGCAAGGUUGGUGAUUUUGGCUUGUCAAAAAUUAAACGAAAUACAUUGGUUUCUGGCGGUGUGCGGGGGACCCUUCCCUGGAUGGCUCCAGAGCUGCUGAAUGGCAGUAGCAACAAAGUCUCAGAAAAGGUUGAUGUGUUCUCCUUUGGCAUAGUAUUAUGGGAGAUUUUGACCGGUGAGGAGCCAUAUGCCAAUAUGCACUAUGGUGCAAUCAUAGGUGGGAUUGUAAAUAACACAUUGAGGCCAACAAUACCAAGUUCUUGUGAUGCUGAAUGGAGGACACUGAUGGAGCAAUGUUGGGCACCCAACCCUGCAACCAGGCCAUCCUUCACUGAAAUAGCCUGUCGCUUAAGGUUCAUGUCUGCUUCUGCUUCCCAAACCAAAUCACAGCCUCACAAGCCAACCAAAUGAGGUGAUCAUUGGACGAUGAUACUGAUACUGUAUGAGAUCUUCUCUACUCUCAGAUUUUGAUGCAUUUGGUUAUACUUCAAGGAUGUAUGAUGUUAUAUUAGAGGUGGUGGCUAGCCAAAUACUAUUAGCUGAUCAAAUUUUUUCUUGUAUAUUAACUUUCCUCAAAGAAGCUCAGUUUUGCUUCUUGACUGGUUUAUUAUUUUUUCCUUCAGAAGCCUUAAUGAACGCCCUUUCUUCCCUUUUCUA
Molecule: messenger RNA, 4484 nt
Organism: Prosopis cineraria
Lineage: Eukaryota; Viridiplantae; Streptophyta; Magnoliopsida; Fabales; Fabaceae
Exons: 9
Coding region: 531-4238 (1235 amino acids)
Biological process (GO): signal transduction; protein phosphorylation
Cellular component (GO): cytoplasm
Molecular function (GO): protein binding; protein kinase activity; ATP binding
Source: RefSeq, a predicted model, not a curated record